This is a messenger RNA of Symbiodinium sp. CCMP2456, 1497 nucleotides long. The record is from the annotation of a GenBank genome assembly. Lineage: Eukaryota; Dinophyceae; Suessiales; Symbiodiniaceae.
AUGUGCUGGCGGGUUUUGCUAAACACUGCGGUUCUUUGCUUUUUAUGGCGGCUAGCUGCGCACGCAUCACUGCCUUUUCAGUCAGCCAGCGGCCAACACGGAUACGUUUCAAAAGAGCACUACCUGGGAUGUUUGUGGAACUUUCGUGCGCAAAUCACACUGUGUCCGGGCAGUGCCGAUGGCUCCUGGCAAAGGGGUAAUCGCUACAGCAAUGUCACUAGCAAGAAGGCAUUGAACUCGCCCGAAGAUCAGUUGUUGACAGGCAUCCAGUGCUUUCAAGCCGUGAUUUUGGCGCACGAGCUGCAGGAGAAGUUUCUCAGUUUCUACACUGGCGUACCAAGGCAAGCCCAUGCGCCACCAAUUGAAGAAGUUAUGUGGAUCACAUCCUUGACGGACAUGGAGCAGGAGGAAAUGCUGCAAGUUUGUCCUGGCAUGUUGGUCACAUCGUUUUUCCUUCAUGCCGAACUCCGGUUCAGUCUGAACUCUCACGACCUUCUCGGGCAACACUACAGAGGCCGCGCCCUCCGAGUCUUGCGACGAAUGAAAGCCGGAAAUGAUACUUACGAGCUGGACCAUUACCGAGUUACGAUGCGGACGUGGCCUGUGUCGGCAGCAAGUGCUCAGUCACUACAGGUGCGACGCAUGAGCGGGCGUGAAACCUCAGCUGAGACGAGGCGUGUGGACAUAGUUAUUGUUGCGUGUAGGAGCGACCUAACUUGGGUGGAUGCCAUUCCUUCAAUGCCCAGUCUGCGUAUCUUGAUUAUCGCGAAAUGUAGAGAAGCAGCUGAAAGCCCUCUAUGCCAAAGAUCGGAUUGCAUACCGGCUUGGCAUAUAGACGUGCAGGACCCUGCCGAAGGUGCAGUGCACAGCGACGAGUGCGGCGGAUAUGUGUACCAUAUACUUCGUCAUUAUCAUGAACUUGCGGAUUGGACUAUCUUUUUGCAAGAUGAUGCACCUCGCCACUUGCAUCUAGGAUACCUCAACCUGGUCCUGAAAAUGAUUUCGUCUGGUACCUUAUCAGCAUUAGCCCCCCGGCUCUUCCUGCACUUGAACAACGAUCGACAUUUAAUGUACUGGACCCCGUGCUUGGCACAGAUCACGGAGUUGCUGGGGCUGCCCUCCAGCCAGCUGUUUGCAUCCUACUGCUGUUCGCAGUUCCUUGUACACAAAAGCCGGAUUUUGGCACGCAGCUUGGAAUUCUACCAGGCAGCACAGGAGCUCCUUACCAAAAGGCUCGGGGCACUGGCUGGCUGCUUACGCAUUCCUCAGCUUGGGCCCCCGAAGCCGCCACAGCCUGGACAGCGAUCAGCCUUUCAAAUACGCCCAUGCCAUCUCUACGAAUUCCUGUGGCAUGUUGUUUUUGGGUGCGAUCCAGUUCUGCCGAGACGGGAAGAUGACGAAAGCUUGCCCUCAAAUCUUCGAUUUACGUUGGACGACGACACUCUGCUUCCUCUGCCAGACUUCUCCAUGAUGCUGUACGCGCAUGCACCGCGAUAG